Cebus imitator (Panamanian white-faced capuchin) is the source of this 897-nucleotide messenger RNA. Its product is annotated as keratin-associated protein 11-1. The record is from RefSeq and is a predicted model, not a curated record. NCBI's taxonomy places the organism in Eukaryota, Metazoa, Chordata, Mammalia, Primates, Cebidae. Gene Ontology annotation, cellular component: keratin filament. The transcript has a single exon. The coding region runs from base 50 to 511 and encodes 153 amino acids. Gene Ontology annotation, molecular function: structural molecule activity.
ACUCAGGAGGUAACUUCAGCAAGCUACCUGCAGCCCUCUGUCUGACAUCAUGUCCUUCAACUGCUCCGCAAGAAAUUGCUCUUCCAGGCCGAUUGGAGGACGCUGCGCUGCUCCAAUGGCCCCAGUUGCCACGACUUCCAGCACUGAUGCUGACUGCCUGGGCGGCAUCUAUUUGCCCAGUUCCUUCCAGACUGGCUCUUGGCUCCUGGACCACUGUCAGGAGACCUGCUGCGGGCCCACUGCUUGCCAGCCAACCUGCUAUCAGCGAACUUCAUGCGUCUCCAACCCUUGCCAGGUGACCUGCUCUCGGCAAACUACCUGUGUUUCCAACCCCUGUUCAACCACCUGCAGCCGGCCGCUCACCUUUGUCUCUAGUGGAUGUCAGCCCCUGGGAGGCAUCUCCAGUGUCUGCCAACCAGUAGGUGGAGUCUCUACUGUCUGCCAGCCAGCCUGUGGGGUCUCCAGGACGUACCAGCAGUCCUGCGUGUCCAGCUGCCGAAGAACCUGCUGAGUGUGUGGGAGCCAGUGAGCGAAUCAAGACUCCACGAUCCCAGCUGUUUCCAGGAUCUUCCAGCAUGUUGCCUGUCCCUAAUAGCUCUUCAUCGCUGACUCCUCUUCUGACUGCCUGACUGCUGGCUACUAGCCAUGCACACGCUGUCUUUGGCACUCUAAAAGUUUUCUGGCCAGCCCUGAGCUUGUUUUAAGGGUUGCUCACUGGUGCUGUGUAUGCCUCUGGAUGUGUCCAGAAGCUUUACCACCCACGCCCCAGUCUCUAAUGCUUUUAACAUGUUUUCACCAUGCUGCUGUAUCUCCUGGCCUCUGCUUUUGUGUCUCUCAAAAAGGGAGCUUGUCUCGCCAUGUAUUUCUCAAUAAACCUGCAUUAGUUGGCAUUGCAAA